Molecule: messenger RNA, 2022 nt
Organism: Nannospalax galili (Upper Galilee mountains blind mole rat)
Lineage: Eukaryota; Metazoa; Chordata; Mammalia; Rodentia; Spalacidae
Gene: Kif2b
Product: kinesin family member 2B
Exons: 1
Coding region: 1-2022 (673 amino acids)
Biological process (GO): microtubule-based movement
Molecular function (GO): ATP binding; microtubule binding; microtubule motor activity
Source: RefSeq, a predicted model, not a curated record
AUGGCCAGCCAGUUCCACAUUCCUCUAGCCCCACACCUCUCACCCCUGAAACCUUUGAAAUCGCCCUUCACGGAAUUUCAGGUGGGCAUCUGUGUGGCGAUCCAGCGCAGUGACAAACGGAUCCACCUGGCUGUGGUCACAGAGAUCAACACAGAAAACUCUUGGGUCACAGUGGAGUGGGUUGAGAAAGGAGUCAAAAAAGGCAAGAAGAUGGAUCUGGAGACUGUGUUCCGGCUGAAUCCAGCUGUGGCCUCUGUUGAACACCAAAGGCCCCACAGACCUCUGCGCCUUGUGUCUCUAACGCCCACUGUCUCCAUCGGGGAACAGCGGACAGCCACCAAGUGGAUUGAAGUUAUCCCCCAGAGAAAUGAGACACCCUCAGGGGACAGCCAGGCCCUUGUGAUCCCCAGCAACCCUUUUCUGAUGAAGCGGAAAAAGUCUCCCUGCCUCCGGGAGAUCGAAAAACUGCAGAAGCAGAGAGAGAAGCGCAGGCACCUGCAGCUGGAUAUUCUAGCCAAACGAGCGCUUGACAUCAACACAGGAAACCCCAACUACGAGACAAUGCGCAUGAUUGACGAGUACCGCAGGCAUCUGGACAGAAGCAACAUGUGCAGCUUGGAGGCCCUGGAAGACCACCGGAUCUGCGUGUGUGUGAGGAAGCGGCCUCUUAACCAGCGAGAGACCACCAUGAAGGACCUAGACAUUAUCACCAUCCCCUCACACAACGUGGUCAUGGUGCACGAGUCCAAGCAAAAGGUAGACCUGACCCGCUACCUGGAAAACCGGACCUUCUGUUUUGAUCACGCCUUCGAUGACACAGCCUCCAACGAGUUAGUGUACAAGUUCACCGCCCAACCUCUGGUGGAGUCCAUCUUCCGCAAGGGCAUGGCUACUUGUUUUGCCUAUGGGCAGACUGGCAGUGGGAAGACCCACACCAUGGGUGGCACCUUUUCCAAAAGGAGCCAAGAUUGUUCCAAAGGCAUUUAUGCCUUGGUGGCUCAAGAUGUCUUUCUUCUACUCAGAAACUCCACUUAUGAGAAGUUGGAACUCAAAGUCUAUGGGACAUUUUUUGAGAUUUAUGGUGGUAAGGUGUACGAUCUGUUAAACUGGAAGAAGAAACUGCAAGUCCUGGAGGAUGGUAACCAGCAAAUACAAGUGGUCGGGCUGCAGGAGCAAGAGGUGUGCUGUGUGGAGGAAGUGCUGAACCUCAUGGAACUCGGAAACAGUUGUCGGACUUCCGGCCAGACCUCUGUCAAUGCCCACUCAUCCAGGAGCCACGCGGUGUUCCAGCUCAUCCUCAGGUCUAGGGGGAAUCUGCACGGCAAGUUUUCCCUCGUUGACUUGGCUGGGAAUGAAAGGGGUGCAGAUACUGCCAAGGUCACUCGAAAGAGGCAGCUGGAAGGGGCAGAGAUUAAUAAGAGUCUGCUAGCCCUAAAAGAAUGUAUUCGGGCUUUAGGUAAAAACAAGUCUCACACCCCAUUUAGAGCCAGCAAACUCACGCAGGUGCUCCGGGAGGCCUUCAUAGGUCAGAACUCUUCCACUUGCAUGAUUGCUACUAUCUCACCAGGGAUGACCUCUUGUGAAAACACUCUCAAUACUUUAAGAUAUGCAAACAGAGUAAAAGAAUUAGCUCCAGAAGUAAGGCCCUACCAUCGGUGCCUCUCUCCAGUUGGCCCAGAAGUAACCCUAAUGUUAGAAAAGGAGAUUAAUAAUUCAGAAAUGUCAGUUCAGAGGGAAGAGAUUAUUCAGAUACCCUGUUCACAGAACCAGGAAAAGAAACAAAGUGAAGAAAUUCCAACAUUACCCACGACAUUAACAAAGGACACAGCAGUUUUGUGGAAGGAACCCAGCCAGUGGUGGGAGACCGUCCAGGAGACUGCUGAUGGAGUAACCUGUGAUGUGGAUUUUUGCAUUGCCCAAUCACUGUUCAUUUUGGAGCAGAAAAUUGGUAUUCUGACUGAGAUCCAAAAGAAGCUCCAACUAUUAAGAGUUGACCUCCAAAAGAAGAGCAAAGUUGAGUGA